This is a messenger RNA of Punica granatum (pomegranate), 853 nucleotides long. The record is from RefSeq and is a predicted model, not a curated record. NCBI's taxonomy places the organism in Eukaryota, Viridiplantae, Streptophyta, Magnoliopsida, Myrtales, Lythraceae.
UGACACAAGGAGGAAGAAGUGAACAACUGGAGUCUUUAUGCAGGAGACGGGCGGCAAGGGAGAGGACCUAGGGUUCUUUGCGACUACUGUGGAAAGACGGGUCAUAAAAGAUCGGAUUGUUGGAAGCUUCAUGGAUACCCUGCCGAUCGUGAUUUCAAAGGAAAAGGAAGAGGCUGGAUCAAACAAGGGAAUUCAACGAAGCAAAUAUUAUGGGCAGAAAGCAGAUGGCAACAAAAGUCAAAAGGCAUAUUUUUCUCCAGCCGAGACAGUUCAAGGGCAGACUCCAGGUAAGGCAGCUGGCAACCAUGCUGUCACACAUGCAAUAGGAAGAAACAUUACCAUCACAGGGAUUUCGGAGGACCAACUAAGUCAGCUGGCCACGAUUUUUGGUGAACGUGCAGCUAUGUCGGAGCAAUUAGCCGGACCAAGCCAUGAGGAGAGUGAUUGGAUCGGGUGAGCUAUGGAGGGGGGUAUAUUGGCUCAAGCAUAAGCAACCUACAUUAGCUCACAUGGCCGUAAAGAAGACAGGUCAUCUCUUGUGGCAUAAGCGCUUGGGUCACCCGUCUAGUAAAGUCUUGCACUCUAUUCCCGGUGUUUCAAUAAAAACGGAUGAAAAGUUUGUUUGUGAUGCUUGUGCCCGUGCAAAGCUUUCACGUAAUCCAUUUCCUGAAAGCUUGAACUAUGCUAAAGCAUGUUUUGAUUUAAUUCAUGGAGAUGUUUGGGGCCCUUACCGUGUAGCCUCUAUAUCGGGUGCUCGAUACUUUCUCACUUUGGUUGAUGAUCAUAGUCGGUGGGUAUGGGUUUAUUUGAUGAGUGAUAAGACUGAAACUCAUAAGUGGUUGGUUGGCUUCUA